Scatophagus argus is the source of this 3789-nucleotide messenger RNA. Its product is annotated as neurocalcin-delta A. NCBI's taxonomy places the organism in Eukaryota, Metazoa, Chordata, Actinopteri, Scatophagidae. The record is from RefSeq and is a predicted model, not a curated record. Gene Ontology annotation, cellular component: cytosol. The transcript has 7 exons. Bases 400 to 981 code for a protein of 193 amino acids. Gene Ontology annotation, biological process: calcium-mediated signaling. Gene Ontology annotation, molecular function: calcium ion binding; actin binding; tubulin binding.
UCUCUUUGAUCUAACUCUGUACACUGACACUUGUUGGGCAUACAUGCAUGCCUGUGUGUCUCUCUGUAGUUUACCAAGUUACCGGCAGAUGAAGAAGCCACUUCUGGGUGACAUUUCAGCCUACGUUACGCGGUUGUCACAUGUAUGAGGAGCCAGAUGAUCAGACAUCUGGGGCGGACGGCACGUCACCAGUCAGUGUUGUAUUCUGACAGCUAUAGUCAGCAUGUUUAGCAGUUGCUGUUAACUUCCUGACGGGAUCAUAGGCGAGUUAGGAAGGAUACAAUAAACACAAACGCCAGAGGGAGUGACCCAGCAGUCUGAACCACUCACCUGGGCUGCAGGUGUCCACACGUUCUGUUCUACCUGCUGUGAGCAGAGUGAUUGACAGGACCAGCAGACAUGGGGAAGCAGAACAGCAAGCUUCGUCCUGAGGUGAUGCAGGACCUCCUGGAGAGCACUGACUUCACUGAGCAUGAGAUCCAGGAGUGGUACAAGGGGUUCCUGAGAGACUGCCCCAGUGGGAACCUCUCCAUGGAGGAGUUUAAGAAGAUAUACGGAAACUUCUUCCCCUAUGGAGACGCUUCAAAGUUUGCCGAGCAUGUCUUUCGCACAUUUGAUGCAAACGGUGACGGGACAAUAGACUUCCGGGAGUUUAUCAUUGCACUAAGUGUGACAUCACGUGGCAAGCUGGAGCAGAAGCUGAAAUGGGCCUUCAGUAUGUAUGACCUAGAUGGAAAUGGGUACAUCAGUAAAGCUGAGAUGCUGGAGAUUGUUCAGGCAAUCUAUAAGAUGGUGUCCUCUGUCAUGAAGAUGCCUGAGGACGAGUCAACACCUGAGAAGAGGACAGAGAAGAUCUUCAGGCAGAUGGACACCAACAGAGAUGGCAAACUGUCUCUGGAGGAAUUCAUCAAAGGAGCGAAGAGCGACCCCUCCAUCGUCCGCCUGUUGCAGUGCGACCCAAGCAGUGCUGGACAGUUCUAAACAUGAGGCAUCAACACAACCUUGCUUAUUUGGGUGUCUCUAAAUGCCCUUAACUCUCCACAAGGAGCAGAGUGAUGAUGAAGAAUGACAAGCUGAUGACGAUGAAGAAGACAGGCCUUCAAUAUGCACUGAGGACUUCUAAGACAGGCACAGGAGCCAGAUUCUCCAGUUUACCCCCUUGAGCUGUUUAUCUAAACCCUCCAGUCCCCAGCUAAGACUCAACCUGAAGACAUUUCCAAACCCUCAUCAGGUCAUCAAACCCCACUGAUUGUAGUUGACCCGGAUCCCUCAGUUCUCCUAUAAGCAUGCCAGAGUAUAAAGAAGCUCUGCAGUAGGUUGUGUAUAUACAGUAUAAACUGGAGUCUAUCAGUGUCUUUCCUUGGCUCUCUGUGCUCUUUGAGGCUCCAGCUGGUGUGACACAGAGCUUCUGUCACUCUUAUGUGUAUCAUAGACAGAGUGUGUGCAUGAGACAACAAGAGAGAGGGGGAGAGGAAGAGAGGGAGGGGGGGACGUGAUGGUGUUGAAUAAGAGGACAUACUGUAGGUGAGACUAUUUAAUCUGCAGAUUGAGAGCACUUGUGAAGUUUGUCCUUCACUCAGAAUGAGUACUGCUUUUAGUUUCCUCUUUUCUACUGUGUGAAUGUGUACGUGUGUUUGUGUAUUUUGCAAACUUGAUAGACUUUGUUUCAUAUUGUGCUGGGACAAAAUUACAUGAACAUGUAAUGUUAUGCUACCAUGCAUAUGCGCCCUAAUCCUUAGUUUGGUUUUGUGAAGUCUCACUGAUGUACUGAAGGGUGAAACGCAUCCCUUUAUCCAUCAUCAGUUCCAGUGGUUUUUCAUAUCGAUAAGAAUUUGAUGGAAAAUUUUGGAGUGGCAGGUUACUGCACUCGGGAUCAAGGAAAAUAGAAAAGUAGUCUUUAAAGUAUUUCAACACAGUGUAGAUAUAUUCAAGUGUACCUAAAUUUGUAAAUUAGAUUCUAAUUGUCCACAUUGCCCCAUUCAUAACAAAUGUUGUGAAACAAUAAAAAAGAAAGUUUGUUUAUUUUAGCUGUUGCAGGAUGUCAAGCAUGCAAACAAGUUCCUCUUUUGACUUUUACUAUGUGAAGAACAAAGAUCUUCACAUUCACUGUUAGAUGUUUUUAAAUGCCGCAUGUUGAAUCAGUCAUUGAACAGUUGGGUACAGGGGUGCAUAGACUAAAUAACACAUAUGCAUGUGACUUAUGCGCAUGUGUGUGUUCACAUGUAUGUUUAUGGAUAUCAGUGGCUAAUCGGCCAGUCACCCAUGAGGGUCAGUGCUUGCUUCUCUAUGUUAGUAUUGUCAACGUUAGCGCUACCAGUAGUCAGUGUCAUUGACAGCGAAUGGACUGCCAAAGCUGACAUAUCUAAUGGUUCAUAUGUAUAACUUGAUGGAGGGUAACAAAGAGGAGCUUCAAGGAAGACCACCAUGCACAAUAAUCAAUACACAUGAAGACACAUUCUUUAAUGGGGAUGCAGCAUAUUCAGCAUCUGUUCCAGUUGAGCACAGUAAUGAAGUCACCAUUCGAUUGUAUCUGUAACAGCACCAAACAUACACAAAGUGAACUGACCUCUUUAAAAACAGCCCUCAGUCUGAGCACAUACUAUGUAAAUUCCAUGUACAGAGUUGACUGCAAUGUUUUACACUCAUGAUAUAUGAUUCAGCUCAAGUGCUCGAGUCUCACUUAUACAAACACUCCCCCUAAAUUCAAGCCGAAGGAUUCAUUUGAUAUUAUUUUUUAGUUUUAGACCUUUCUUCCGUAUGUCUUUCCUUUACUUAGCUGUUGAAGAAAACAGAAAAAGCUUUUUUCACGUUGUUUUUCCACUGCAUGGCAUGGCUCAACUCGACUCUACUCAUCUUUGGUACCAGGUACUUACUCUACAAUGCUUUCUAUUACAGACGGCAUCCACCGCACCCUCUUCAGUUAUUCAGCAAUUAGGAAACAGCAUACAGGAGCUUUACUUUGGUGUUGAGAAGUUCCAGCCUUUACUCACUGACAAACUGUAACCUACACUGUACAAUUACUGCUAUACUCUUAACCUUUUCCACACACACUGAAGGGAGCUAACUGCUUUUACUACUGAGGUUUUUGAAAUAAUGGCAUUCUUGCAGUAUCUGCACAGUCACACAAAUAAUCAAUUAGUGGUCUGCACUGUUUUCAAAAAAGUACCAGGUACCAGGUACUAUUCACCAUGAAAAUGAAACAGAGUGAGUUGAGCCCAUGCGGCGGAAAAGACCAGGACCAGUAUGACGCCCAUAUCUCCGAAUGUAACUGAGCCCUCUCAAAGGCAAUUUGAAGCUGUUUCAGUUAUUGUGUUGUUUUCCAAUUAGAAAAGCUUUGAAUGUUUUACUAAGUAACUACUGUUUUUGUGAAAGGUAAAAGAUGCAGACAAACAAACCACGAAUCACAACUACUGCAAUGACUCCGUCACAACGUGUUGCUUUUAUCGUAUUUUUAUGUGUUUUUUUCUUUUCUUUUUUUUUAAAAAAAAAAUGAGUCAGGUGUAACAUUUCUGUUAAAACACAAAAUAGCAUCUUGUGGUCAAGUGCCAAAUAAAAACAAAAACAGUAUUGUAUGAAUUUAUACUGUACAAUUGUUGAACAAAAUUGUUGUUGAACAAAAUGUUUGUAAUUGUUGCAUUUUGUAGGUUUUGUAUGGUAUCCUGUAUUUAGUGACUGCAGUUUUGGAAAACAGGAUUCUGUUUUGUUUUUGUUUUUUUUGUUUUUUUGUUUUUUUUUUUGGUCAACAUUAAAAGUCAAGAAUUAAAUUUACAAUUUACUGUGUGCAAGCAA